Impatiens glandulifera is the source of this 636-nucleotide messenger RNA. RefSeq names its product non-specific lipid transfer protein GPI-anchored 20-like. The record is from RefSeq and is a predicted model, not a curated record. Lineage: Eukaryota; Viridiplantae; Streptophyta; Magnoliopsida; Ericales; Balsaminaceae. Bases 28 to 636 code for a protein of 202 amino acids. The transcript is spliced from 4 exons.
CCAUAAUUUUCCUACCUAUCAAAAGCAAUGGCCAAAUCCUUGUCAUUUGUUGUUACAAUUAUGUCUAUCAUGAUUCUCCUAACAAAUGGACAAAUCCAAUCACCUUGUACACCAUCAAUGAUAGGAACACUAACACCAUGUUUGAAUUUCCUUACAAAUAGCACUGCAAAUGGAGGUACUUCACCUACAGCCACUUGUUGCAAUCAGUUGAAAACUCUAAUGGGCUAUGGUAAAGAUUGUUUGUGCUUAAUAGUAACGGGAGGUGUUCCUUUUCAAAUUCCGAUAAAUCGAAUCUCAGCCAUUUCUCUCCCUCGAGUAUGUAACAUGCCCGGAGUCCCUAUUCAAUGUAAAGCCUCAGCAGCCCCAAUUCCAGCACCAGGUCCUAGUGCUUUUGUCCCAGCCAUGUCUCCAGAUCAAGAAUCUCCUUCUCUUAGUCCAGAAGCUUCGACGUCUGAUCCAACACAAAUUUCACCAUCUACAACGGAUCAGCCUGAGGUGGACACUCCUCCCACAUCGAGUCCAAGAGUUCGACCAGUUGCGAACCCUUCUGAUUCUGCAGCCAACCCUUCACACACUCGCACUCAUUAUUUUGUGAUGUCAACAUUUGUAGUUAUAAUUAUGCUUUUAAAGCCCUAA